Messenger RNA from Drechmeria coniospora, 2544 nucleotides. RefSeq lists its product as uncharacterized. Bases 1 to 2544 code for a protein of 847 amino acids. NCBI's taxonomy places the organism in Eukaryota, Fungi, Ascomycota, Sordariomycetes, Hypocreales, Ophiocordycipitaceae. The record is from RefSeq and is a predicted model, not a curated record. The transcript has 7 exons.
AUGCCCCUACGGUUGUGCACUUCUGACGACCCCAUUGGCAUUUUCGAAAAGUCGAAUCGACAAUACGCCAAGUUGGUCAAGCUUGUGCAGGACAAUAUACGCAAGCAUGGUAUCGAAGCGGCGCAGAAGUCAAGCAACUGGGCUCAAAAUCGAGAAAAGUUGAUCUCGUACAUCGUCGACGGCAUACACGAUCUGUCUAUAUUCAACUUCGGACUGGCGCAGAAGAAUGCCCUGCAGUACGCUCAGCUUGCAGAAAACAUCCAGCGGGACAUACUCGCCAAAGUAAAGGCUGCUAGGGGUACGUCGCAGAUGAGCGGCCAACAGCGAAAGCAAAUCAUCAGGGAUAUACGAGAUUAUAUGGAACAUCUGGAGAUCGUAUCCGAUCCCAUGCCGGAUGUUGCCUUCGAUAAACAUGACGCUUUGACCGACAGGUUCUGGGACCAAGAUCUUCCCGCACUCGAGAGCUAUGUCAAGGAUAAGUCGGAUGAGGGCGCCCGGAACUUCGCAAAGUUGGCCAACAAGAUGGCAAAUGACCUCUUGGACGUGGGUAUUACGGCUGAACAAGUAGUGCACAACGAAAACCAGGACCUCUUGAAGUUGGCCAACGACGUCGCCGACAAGGCAACCGGACAAGGCUCCCACGCGCCAGGGGCGACGGACGCCAUCGACCGAACGGACGGGAAUUGGGCGAGGAAAUUUGCCAACUUCAUCCUCGACACGUUGCAAGCAUUCAAGAAACAUCCAAACUUGCCGCUCGGUUUGCCCAUUGCCCACCUGAAACUGUCGCCGCCGUUUGGUUUGCCGAUUUCUCAUUUGAAACCCACCAUGGCCGGAAUUCAGGGGGACGCGGGGGCAAAAGAGCAAGCGUCGCACCACCAAGUUGCGGACAGCAGCAUGGCGGCGGCAAUAAAGCCGGAUUUGGUCCAUGAUAUAGCACACUCCAUCCUCAAGGCUUCCCCCUAUCUCGCGCUAAAGAAUGCCGACCGCAGGGCUAACUUUGCUGGAUUCUUCUUCUUCGAGGCCGUCGUAAGGUUUCUUCCGGAGAGCAGCUUGCCACGGAAACUUUUCCGCUCCAACGCUCCCUUUUGGCCCGAAAAAGGCAGCACUGUCGCAUUCCUCAAGCAACGCGAUAUUCGAAACGUCAUCUUCGUCAACGAAGCUAUGCCCGUCACCCAAACUCUGUCCGAGAGCGUAACUUCCUACGACCUAGAGCGGCUUAAUAUCGACUACGAGAAUAGUCUCAGCGCCUGGUUCGAAAAGUCUCUCCCCAAGGAAGGCAUCACGGUGCAGCAUAUAUCCGUCGCCGACGAUCAUGUUCCGCUGCGAGAUGCCAUUCGAAUCGCUGCUUCCAAUUUCUACCACGGCGGGUCCACUCUAGUGAUGGGAAUCGAACAGCAGGAUAUCGAUUUCGUCACGGAAUCCAUCGAGACCGUGACAAAGCAUCUCGGGGGAAAAGCAGAAAGAAUCAAGACGUCCGUCUUUGGAACACACGGGGAGUAUACGCAAGCCAUGACGGAAUUUCUGCAGUUCUUGCAGACGACAGAGUCAAAAGCCACAUGGAAGGAAAUCGGCGCAGAUGGCCUUUGCAAAAGGACGGCGGUCGGAUGUAAAACACACCCGUCUACCAAAGAAGUGACGAAGGACUCGAAAGAUGUACCUACCAAAUAUCAAGAACCAGAUGUCUCCAAAGAGGAAGCAGCCAAAGGGCAGACGCAAGGCGAAGCGAAAGGGUCAAAGUAUAAAGCGAUGAAAUACAAACCUGGAAGCGUGAGCAGCCAGGUUGUUGUUGAGCACUUUGGUAAUUGCGUCCUCGGCAUUGCCGCCACAACGAUUUACCAUGACGCGCAUGAAAAUUUGCCCGCAUCACGAAACGAGAAGCUCCAACGGCGAAACUUUUUCGUCGACGUCUGGCAUGGUAUGUCCAAGGGCAACCUCCUAGAAGUCCCAGCCUUGGUCGGUUCAGCGACUUUGAAGAUAAUACACAAGGAAAAUGGAGCUGCCCUCGCAAAGUCCGCCGGCGACCUCGUCCAAGCAGUAUGGGACAUUCCCCAGUCGAUCGUCGGUGCCGCCAACGACGUCGCAAAUGCGAACUAUUUGGAUGCUUUUGCGAAGUCUUGCUUCGACCUGGUAACAAGUAUAAAGGAACUUCCUGGGCUAGCUGACAAGAUUACAUCGGCCGAGUGGGAUAAUUUUGAUGCAUUUACGAACAGUCUUAUCGACCUUGGAGUGGCCAUCAGCGAGAUCCCUGGCGCGUUCGACAAGGCUUUGGACGACCUGAAACAAGCGCCGACGGAUAUUGGACACGCAUUUCAGACGCUACCUGCAACGCUAUCCAAGGCUGCCGGGGAAUUUUUGCACCAGUAUAAUGAAAAUAUACCACCCGGUACAGAUGGGAGAAAGAUUGUGGACUCCUUAUUCGCUAGCAUUCCCGUUGAUAGGCUUGGUCUACGUCUUCCUGGACAAAGGAUUGGAGACACUGUGGAAAACGCUUGCCCCCUGCUGCUGAACGCCUAUCUCCAGUAUGUUGAUACUGGAAAGGUGUAG